Molecule: messenger RNA, 2609 nt
Organism: Lotus japonicus
Lineage: Eukaryota; Viridiplantae; Streptophyta; Magnoliopsida; Fabales; Fabaceae
Biological process (GO): signal transduction; protein phosphorylation
Cellular component (GO): cytoplasm
Molecular function (GO): protein kinase activity; ATP binding
Source: RefSeq, a predicted model, not a curated record
CACAGAACAGUUCACAAAGAAUGUUUGGGUGGUCAAGCUCAAGCUCACCACGUUUCCAGAAAACAUUCCAAUCUUGAAUCAUAACCCGGAAAUUUAUUUGAUGCCUAUGCUAAUAAUAUAAAUAUAAACAUUUCAUCAAAGGCUCAUUUUUUUGGUUAAUUUCAUUCCUUCUUGAUUUUUUUGUUCCUUACAUUAUUCAUUCCUUAUGAUUUGAUUCUUUUGGAAAAUUGAUGGCAUCACAUCUUGCUUAGAAAACCCAGAUCUCAUUUUUGCAUUAGUUUCCUACCACAUUGAGAGUGCUUUAAUCUGCAUCAGUUUUACACUAGAAGGAGCUUGAUCCCAAUCUCCUUCUAUGCUUUCAUUUUCUGAUUGGGAUUCUUUUAGAUCAAAACCAGAGUUAUGGAACAAUUCAGACAGAUUGGGGAGGCACUUGGGAGUUUGAAGGCUGUGAUGGUGUUCCGCGAAAACAUUCAAAUCAAUCAGAGGCAAUGUUGUCUAUUGCUUGAUGUCUUCACCUUUGCAUAUGAGUCCAUUGCAGAUGAGAUCACACAGAACCUGAAAUUUGAAGAGAAGAAUGGCAAGUGGAAGGUUCUUGAACAGCCCUUGAGAGAGAUCCACAAGAUUUUCAGAGAAGGAGAAGUUUACAUCAAGAAUUGCUUGGAAACCAAGAACUGGUGGGCUAAAGCCAUCACCUUGUGCCACAACACAGACUGUGUUGAGUUUCACAUACACAACUUGCUUUGUUGCAUGCCCGUUGUGAUUGAAGCCGUUGAAACUGCAGGAGAAACCUCGGGGUGGGAUCUGGAUGAGAUGCAAAGGAAGAGGCUCAUCAACUCCAACAAGUACAGGAAAGAAUAUAGAGACAUGAAGCUUUUUCAAUGGAAAUUUGGGAAGCAGUACCUCAUUACUCAGGAGUUUUGCAACCGUUAUGACGUUUGGAAGGAAGAUAGGUGGUUUCUUUUAAACAAAAUUCAUGAGAAGAAAGAGUCAGGCACAACAAACCAUGAGAAGAAAUUAAUAGAUCUGCUUUUGAGGAAUCUAGAAAAAUCAGAUUCACUUGAAGAAGGGAAGCUCCUCCCAAGCUCAAUAUUGGUUGGGUCCAAGGACUAUCAGGUGAGGAGAAGAAUGGGGAAUGGAAGUCACUACAAGGAGAUUCAUUGGUUAGGUGAAAGUUUUGUAUUAAGACAUUUCUCUGGGGAAGUCAAUGCUUUGGAGCCUGAGAUCAAUGAACUUUUAUCUCUUUCCCAUCCAAAUAUAAUGGAUUGUCUUUGUGGGUUCACUGAUGGGGAGAAGAAAGAAUGCUUUUUGUUGAUGGAAUUGAUGAGCAAAACCUUAAGCAACCACAUCAAUGAGGUCCAUGGCCCAAGGAAGAGAACACAGUUCUUGCUUCAUGUGGCAGUUGAUCUCAUGCUUCAGAUUGCUAGAGGAAUGGAGUAUCUGCAUUCAAAGAAAUUAUAUCAUGGUGAACUGCAACCUUCAAACAUUCUUGUUAAGCCAAGAGGUACCUCCCCAGAAGGUUACUUGCAUGCCAAGGUAUCAGGGUUUGGCCUGUCUUCUGUCAAGGACUUAAACCAGAAAGGAAACACAAAUCAGAAUGGAACUUUCCCAUUCAUCUGGUACUCUCCUGAAGUACUUGAAGAGCAAGAACAAUCAGGGGGUUCAUGUGCAUCAAACUCCAAGCACACAGAGAAAUCUGAUGUGUACAGUUUUGGAAUGCUUUGCUUUGAGCUUCUAACAGGUAAAGUCCCUUUUGAAGAUAGCCAUCUUCAAGGGGAAAAAAUGAGCAGAAACAUAAGGGCAGGUGAGAGGCCUCUUUUCCCUCUCCAUUCACCAAAAUAUGUUGUCAACUUGACAAAGAGAUGUUGGCACAUUGAUCCCAAUCAACGCCCGAGCUUCUCCUCCAUAUGUAGAGUUCUUCGUUAUAUAAAGAGAUUUCUUGCAUUGAAUCCUGGUUACAGCAGCCAGCCAGAUCCACCAGUGCCACCACUAGAUUACUGUGAUAUGGAGUCUGCACUUUUGAGGAAGUUUCCUUCUUGGGGAAGCUCUGAACCAUCAUCACCAAUAUCAAAUAUCCCAUUUCAAAUGUUUGCUUACCGCGUUAUCGAGAUCGAAAAAUUAAGAACAUCCUCCAAGGAUAACUCUGAAUCUGGAAGUGAUGCUUCAGCCUGUGGUGAAGAACUCGUUACUUCUGGGGAUGAGCCAUUUCUACCUACAACUGAUAAGAAAACUUUACUUGGAUCUGAAACUAUGAGCAGGAGGCUCACACUGUCCAGGAAAUCUCUAGAUUCCAGGACCAAACUGCCAGGUACCCCAAGAGGGAGAAUAGCUAGACCUCCACAAAUGUCCCCUCGUACAAGAGGUCUAAGGGCUAAUUUGGAGAACCACCAAAUAUCAAGUCCAAGAACAAUAAGAAGAGCAUCUUCUGGUCAUGUCUCAGACUCUGAGCUUUCUUAGAUCAUCAGAUUUUCAACAUAAAAUAUGGCUUUUACAGAAACUGAGUAGAAAACUUGAGCAAUUGUAAACUCAAGAUUCUUCUCAUUAGAAAGGAAAGAUUAACAAAAUUAACACAAGUUGUUUAUUCUUAACAUGAGUAGUUUGUAAAAAAGCUU